Messenger RNA from Corythoichthys intestinalis (scribbled pipefish), 2124 nucleotides. Its product is annotated as lebercilin-like protein. Lineage: Eukaryota; Metazoa; Chordata; Actinopteri; Syngnathiformes; Syngnathidae. The transcript has 8 exons. Gene Ontology annotation, cellular component: axoneme. Gene Ontology annotation, biological process: intraciliary transport. Bases 162 to 1652 code for a protein of 496 amino acids. The record is from RefSeq and is a predicted model, not a curated record.
CCAUUUACGGGCGUGAGUGACAUUACACCUCACUCUUUGUUUUGACUUAAAUGACAACAUAAAGGCUCGAGUCUGAUUUCCACGGGUUGGAGGCAAUCAAGUGCGCCCGCGUUGGGGUCGCGUAAAGUACCUAUUUUGACUAAUCAAUUUACAAAGAAGCGAUGAGUGUGGAUUUGCCGGAUUCGGCAUUGAAGACAAGGGAGGAAGGUAAUGGGAAAAUGUGUAACGGAAAAGAAUCUCCCCAAGCUUCUCUGCCUUCGGUCUACUCUGGAUCGACUAAGUACCGAGCAAUUAAAAACAUCGAGGACAAGCUGAUUCCUUAUAGAAAGAGCGGAGAUUUCAAGGUGAAGUUGCCUCCGAUCAAUGAGAAGCCCAAGACCUACGACGUGUCAACAAACCUAAGUAUUAGAGAUCUAAAGAGACAAAACGGUGACUUGCAGCUGCAGCUAAUCGUUUUCAAGACACAGUCCAAAGUGAUGAAAAAUGUCCUACAUCGCCACACGGUGGCAGUGAAGGAAUACCAACGAUUAGAAGGCAAUAUAUGUGAGAUACAAGAACAGCAUCUCAACGAGGUUAAGGUUUUGCGAAAAUUAAUUGGCAAGACGCGAACCAGCUGUGACAUGGUGGUGAGAAAACUACAGGCGGCAGAGAAGGAGUUGUUGGAGUCAAAAGACAAGAUCCUACAGCUCGAAUCGCAAAUCUUUCAUAAUUCCACCAUGUUGGAAAGGGAAGAGCUCAGCCAAAGGUUGGAAGAGGCAACCCAAGACCUGAAGGAGAAAAACAAACGCAUUUGGGACUUGGAGAGGAGUAACAAGUUGCUUCAAAGCACACUCCAUCGCCACAUAGCAGCAGAGCAAAGGAAGCUGUCUAAAACAAAUGAUGUGUUCUACUGCCUGCAAACACGGGUUUAUGAAUUAACCAAAGAAAUUCAAGAACGAAAGGAAGAACUUGCAAACCACAAUCUCCCUGCUCUCCGAUUCCAACAAUUGUUAAAGAAAAAAGAAACAUGUAACAAGAUGGUCCAGACUGAUGAAAUAUUCUAUACACCCAUUGAGGAUGACUUUUCAAUCAUGUCAGACUCUUUCAAGACUGAUGAUGAGCUGCAAAAGUGGCUGAGCUCAACGAGCACAGAUAAUGUACAACGGGGGUCUUUAGCAGUUAAAUACCUAAAGAAAAACAUGCCGCGUAAGGAACGUUUUACAGAUUUUGAGAAAAUUCCUUCUCACAAAAUGGCGGGAGACUGUAGUGAAAGAAAUGAGGUAACAGAUGCUUUACAUGAGUCUGGCCGAGAAGACCAGGGUGAGGAUAGGACACUCAAGCAAAAAUAUCCAGGCACCUGUAAAUUUGCUUACAAUAAUGUUACAAUGCCACUUCAACAAAAAGAAACCAAACUCGCCAAAAUUCGCAGUAAGUACGUUUUCACACCAGUGAUUACAAAUCUGCACUUGGGGAGACCAGCUCACAGUGGGUUGGACCAGAUGUCACUUGAUAGUCAGAGUCAUAGACAAGAACCAUCUUGGAAAUCAAUCAUCUUUGAAGAAGAUGACACAUCACUAUUUGACUCCCAAAUAACCCAACCUUAUCUGGGUACUUUUCCUUCGAUGCGUAUUGACAGUUUUGAGUCUACUGUGAGCUCACAUUCGUUGAGUUGAUAUUUCUGUCUUGACCAGUGUUACGUCAGUAAGAAAGGAAAGUCACUAUAGGCUCUCUUAAAUUUAGGUAGUUUUAUUAUUCAUUAAAUUUGUGAGCAUCCAAAUAAUUUUGACACUUAAUUAUGGUGCGCAAACCUUUGCAUGCCACUGUAUGCUUCAAUGGGAGAGAAAUGGGAACACAGUACCAUGGAAAAGUUUUGUAUGCCCAACUUUUUCAUACCACUGUAAAUCAUUUGCUCAUUAUAUUGUUUGUACAAAUGUGCUUCUAAAGUAGAAUAAAAAUUCAUACCAUUUUACAUUUUUUUGGCUUGAUAUCUGUGUCCUUAGAACCUGAAAGAAACAAAUUUCAACCAAGAUGGUGCCUGGCUCCGCAAUAUAAAUGACCAUUACAAACAAUAUUGAAGGCCAAUGACCUUUUGUCUGUACUGUACACCUGCGGUAAAAUCUUCUGACACGUCACAAUUUAGACUUA